Malania oleifera is the source of this 963-nucleotide messenger RNA. Its product is annotated as small ribosomal subunit protein uS17. The record is from RefSeq and is a predicted model, not a curated record. Gene Ontology annotation, cellular component: cytosolic small ribosomal subunit; ribosome. Bases 149 to 769 code for a protein of 206 amino acids. Gene Ontology annotation, biological process: translation. Gene Ontology annotation, molecular function: structural constituent of ribosome. The transcript has 5 exons. Lineage: Eukaryota; Viridiplantae; Streptophyta; Magnoliopsida; Santalales; Ximeniaceae.
GCUGGAUCAUUCAGACUGCUGCUUUAAAAGCACCGAAAGCGUUCGCCCCUUCCUGAACUAGCGUUAGAACUAGGAUUAGGGUUCGUUUUGUUCUUCCGCUCCUGAACUGCCUCCCGUCUUCCUUGACUCUUUCUGAGAGCUCUUAACCAUGGCGGAACAGACUGAGAAGGCAUUUCUGAAGCAGCCCAAGGUGUUCUUAUGCUCGAAGAAAUCUGGGAAGGGGAAGCGUCCUGGAAAAGGUGGCAAUCGCUUCUGGAAGAGCGUUGGCUUGGGAUUCAAGACACCCAAAGAAGCCAUUGAAGGAGCAUACAUUGAUAAGAAAUGUCCUUUCACUGGUAAUGUUUCAAUCAGGGGUCGUAUCAUUGCUGGCACUUGCCAUAGCGCCAAGAUGAUGAGGACCAUUAUUGUUCGUAGAAACUAUCUUCACUAUGUCAAGAAAUAUCAAAGAUAUGAGAAGAGACACUCAAAUAUUCCAGCACACAUCUCACCUUGUUUCCGUGUGAAGGAAGGAGAUCAUGUUAUUAUUGGCCAGUGCAGGUUCAAUCUUUUACUCAAAAGGCCUUUCCUUUUUAUCCUUUCUGUCCAUAUGAAGUGCUGGAUCGGCAGAUGGUUAUCUAUUCUAAUCGUUCAUAUAUUGUUUGUGAAUUAUCAUUUCUUGCAGGCCAUUGUCAAAGACCGUCAGGUUCAAUGUUUUGAAAGUUGUUCCCGCUGGAUCUUCAGGCGGAGGUGGGAAGAAGGCUUUUGUAGCCAUGUGAAGUUUGUCUUUUAGUUCCAUGAUGAGAUAAGUGUUGGCUUAGGUUUAACUAUUUUGUGAGAGAUCUUUGCAGCUUUGAAUGGAUUCAUGAUUUGAUAUUCUUAUAGACUUUCUUAUGUCUUUCUUUGUUAAUUAUAUCAUGAAGUUUUGGAAAUUUUGUGAACACAGAUUCUGAAAGGGAUGGCAAUGUUUAAUAGUUGUGUUAUUUA